Trichophyton benhamiae CBS 112371 is the source of this 486-nucleotide messenger RNA. RefSeq lists its product as uncharacterized. The coding region runs from base 1 to 486 and encodes 161 amino acids. The record is from RefSeq and is a predicted model, not a curated record. Gene Ontology annotation, cellular component: membrane. The transcript is spliced from 3 exons. NCBI's taxonomy places the organism in Eukaryota, Fungi, Ascomycota, Eurotiomycetes, Onygenales, Arthrodermataceae.
AUGCCCGUCUUCUCCCGUAUCGUCUCGCCCAUCUUCAGGAUCGGAGAGAUCCUCUUCGGCGCUGUCGUUGCAGGCAUUAUCGGCUCCUACCUGCGCUCCUUCAGCCGCAACAACAACGGCGAUUUCCCCCAGAGCCGCUGGAUCUACACCGAGGUCAUUGCUGGCGUUUCCAUCCUGCUAGGCCUGCUCUGGCUCUUCCCGAGCUCCUUUUCCUUCAAGACAUGGCCCAUGGACGUUAUUCUCUCGCUGGCCUGGUUUGCCUCGUUCGCCGUGCAGGUUAACUCUCUCGGUACUCGAAACUGCGGCACUGCCUUCCAGUGGACCGGUUUCACCAACGGUGACCCCUGUGGCCGAUGGAGAGCCGCAGAGGCAUUCAGCUUCCUCUCCGCCUGCUUCUGGAUUGUCUCUGCCCUCAUUGUAUGCAUUCUCUCCCGCUCUCUCUCUCUCUCUCUCUCUCUUUCUCACCGAGGAACUUCUCGUUGCUAA